CUUAGGAAAAAAAACCCUGACUGAGGUUAUCAUAAUUCACGCAUGAAUUCGUCCCAUCCUUCUAUCGUCCCACCUCUACAAAUUUCCCGUGAGCAGAUUUCAGUGUGGCAGCAAGUGACAAGCCUAGGAGGUAACAUCGCAUCUCUUUUCUUGUCGUCAUUUAAAGACCUGGAGUAGGCAACAGACACAGUGCGAGAAGAGACGAACAAUGUUAACACUGAACGACUUUCAUUUGACGGCUUGGUAGGAAGUUUUUGUUGUUGUUGCUGUAAUUAUUUGGGCUGAUUUUCCUGUCUGUCACUCAAAUAUCAUGAAAGGUGUUGACGAGCCGCCCGAGGACAGAGAGAAACCCGCCGGUUUUCAUCGCGUCUCUAACAAAAGCUGGCCGGGGUUGUGAGUUGCUCAGGUGUACAGACUGGUGACAAAUUACAGCAAAUACACCUAAAUAACCAGGUCUACCUGAUGUCUACCAAGAACUGCCUCCCUUUUCACUUUGUUGGUAUUUGUAAGAAUGCCUUCUACUUUAAAGGGACUGGAGAAGAUGAAGAUCUGGAUGAAGACCGUUUACAAAAAGACGCACCAUGCAAGUUCUAUUGGAUCCAAAGCCAUGGCAGCAAAUUCCUGAUUUAUGAUGAGGACAAAUUUGAAGCACAACCCUUAAGUAUAUACGAGCAACGUCAGUCUGAGUGCAAGUUCUGCAUCCAGACUUAUAAAUUUAUAACAGAGGGCAAUAAAAAAGAUGAGAAGAAGGGCACUACAGUUGUGCUAUACACCAAGACAGAUGGCAAGAUAAUGGUGGCAUGCUGCAGUGAGAAUGAAAUUAAGGCUGAGGAAAUGAAUCUUCCAGAUGAAAUUGAGGAAGAUCAACACAAGGUGGUGUUCUUAUUGAAGAAAAUCCCCUCAGCCUCUAACACAUUCAUGUUUGAGUCCUAUGAAAAAAAGGGAAAAUUCCUGGCAUUUGAGCCCGAGUAUGAUUCCAGUUUUGAGAAACUGGUCCUGCGUAGUAAAGUUGAUGAAGUGGAUGUAGGUUGCGAGUGGCAGCUUUCUGUUGCGGGCAGUGACUAAUGUGAUUGACUGAUUGAAAAUAUCUGUUUUUACAUCACCCUGUUUGUUUCAUUAAGGAUAAAU
Messenger RNA from Thunnus maccoyii (southern bluefin tuna), 1128 nucleotides. RefSeq names its product interleukin-18-like. The record is from RefSeq and is a predicted model, not a curated record. The transcript is spliced from 7 exons. The coding region runs from base 463 to 1065 and encodes 200 amino acids. Lineage: Eukaryota; Metazoa; Chordata; Actinopteri; Scombriformes; Scombridae. Gene Ontology annotation, molecular function: cytokine activity. Gene Ontology annotation, biological process: inflammatory response; immune response.